Messenger RNA from Colletotrichum higginsianum IMI 349063, 933 nucleotides. RefSeq names its product NmrA-like family protein. Lineage: Eukaryota; Fungi; Ascomycota; Sordariomycetes; Glomerellales; Glomerellaceae. The record is from RefSeq and is a predicted model, not a curated record. The transcript is spliced from 4 exons. Bases 1 to 933 code for a protein of 310 amino acids.
AUGGGUGUCGUCGCCGUGGCCGGAGGAACCGGUGGAUUUGGCAAGACCGUCGUCGAACAGCUGGCUCUCAGCGGGAAGCAUGACAUUGUUGUUUUCAGCCGCACUGCACCCGCCGAGCAAGCCAAGGACGGUCCCAAGUUCAUCAGUGCGGACUAUACCAACCUUGACUCCCUCAUUAAGAUCCUUGAAUCUCAAAACAUCGACACCGUCAUCAGUACCAUUGGCCUCCACAAUGAGGCCACUGAAAAGGCGCAGCUCAAUCUAAUUGAGGCUGCUAAGCGGUCUAGCAAGACUAAACGCUUUAUCCCUAGCGAAUUCGGGGCUAUGAACACGCCAGAGUUCGCCAAGAUCGAGCCGUAUGCCAACGUAUGGCUUCGCGCUGCCGACGCCCUCAAGGCAUCAGGGCUGGAGUACACCCGAUUUAUUAACGGCUUCUUCCUUGACUACUGGGGUAUGCCUUACAUUAAGACAUACAUGCCAAUGUAUAAGUUUGCAUUUGAUAUGGAGAACCACAAAGCUUCUAUCCCUGGAACAGGUAAUGAGCCCCUGACUGUAACUUACACUGUUGAUGUUAGCCGCUUUAUUGUCCGGGCCCUUGAUGAUAAGGAUUGGCCUGAGUUUAGCAUUGUUGCUGGCUCUGAUAUUACUCUAAAUGAGGCCCUAGCUAAGGUCGAGAAAGUCCGAGGCAAGAAGUUUAAUGUAACCUAUGAUAGUGAGGAGAAGCUUAAGAACAACCAGUCGACUGUUCUAUUAGGCUAUGAAGGAGUUGCCCCUGACGAGGUCCAGUGGCUGGAUUCCAUGUUUGGUAGAAUGAUUAUCGGAGGCUGGCUCUCUAUGCCGAAGGAGAACAGAAUCAGCGAAAAGCACCCUGACAUCAUUCCGCUGACUGUUGAUGAGCUCCUGGCUAAGUAUUGGGGUGCAAAGAGCAAUUAG